AUGGAGAUGAGGAGAAGACUUCUGCUGGGGCUGCUCUCUGUACUGGGGCUUGCAGUGCAAGCGUCUGAUGUUGCCGGUCAGAAUGAGUUGCCUCCAUUUUGUGGCCAUUAUGAUUGUCCAAAGUAUCAGCUGGUGAAACAAUUUAAUGACUUUGAACUCCGUCACUACCAAAAUACUCGUUGGGUCACAACUUCACUAAAACAGGACGUUAUCGGCAUAGGAAUGGUGACUGGCUUCCAUCGUCUGUUUAUGUAUAUCAAUGGGAACAAUGCUGAAGGACUGAAGAUGAAUAGGACAGUACCUAUGAUGGUGUAUAUGCCAUUAAAACAACCACCUGCUGGUAAUGCCACAAUGUCCUUCUAUGUGCCACAAGAAGUGAAGAAACCUCCAACACCUACAGACCCUGAAGUUUACCUGGAUACAUUUCCUGCAGCUUCUGUAUAUGUGAAGACUUUUGGAGGAUAUGCCUUUAAUGCUAUGUAUGUCACACAAGCUAAAGCCCUAGCAGAGAACCUGAGGUUCCUUGGUCUGCAGUUUGAUGAUACAUACUUCGUAAGUGCUGGCUACAAUUCUCCUUUUGACUUUUUCAGCCGCCACAAUGAAGUGUGGUACAUGGCAAAGUCCUCUCGGCAGUGGGAAUUCCUUGAUCUAUCUGCUGCUCUGCCCUGGGUGUGA
Molecule: messenger RNA, 675 nt
Organism: Bufo gargarizans (Asiatic toad)
Lineage: Eukaryota; Metazoa; Chordata; Amphibia; Anura; Bufonidae
Product: heme-binding protein 2-like
Exons: 4
Coding region: 1-675 (224 amino acids)
Cellular component (GO): cytoplasm
Source: RefSeq, a predicted model, not a curated record